AUGAUUCUCCAAAGAACGGGUCGAGGCGAGCAGAUCGCAGCCAACCGAACCCAGGAACAGCGUGAAGCAAGAGCAGCCGCCAACUCCCAACGCCCACUGACCUGCAUGUUUUAUUUCUUCGCAUCUCAGAUGAAACACAACAUCCAGCCAGCCGACCAAGACCUUGUACGGCGGGGAAUGGUGGCGGACAAGCCCACUCACCGACUGGACUCUAUGUUGGCGAGAAUUGGCAUGUAUGCUGCUCAUUCACCGCUGAUCACCAAAUUCGAGACUUUUCCUAUGGAAAUCGGAGACCAGCCCGUCCUUUCAAGACCACAGCCGGAGUCUCUAUCUCGAGAGGACGUCCAUGACACUGUGCUCCUCGUCAAAUUCAAGAACAAGGGCGCUCGAGAAUCAUGGAUAACGACCAAAGAAUGGCAAGAUUUCAUGGAGAAGACAGAAGGCGAGCGAGUCUUUAGACAAAUGCCUCAUGUCAGAUGUGCCAGCAGCGCGAGGGGUCUGAUGGACCCAAUCGAUAUGUUGACCGCUUGA
Capronia coronata CBS 617.96 is the source of this 531-nucleotide messenger RNA. RefSeq lists its product as uncharacterized. The coding region runs from base 1 to 531 and encodes 176 amino acids. Lineage: Eukaryota; Fungi; Ascomycota; Eurotiomycetes; Chaetothyriales; Herpotrichiellaceae. The record is from RefSeq and is a predicted model, not a curated record. The transcript has a single exon.